Kazachstania africana CBS 2517 is the source of this 1497-nucleotide messenger RNA. It is a transcript of the gene CIN10, whose product is annotated as Cin10p. The transcript has a single exon. The coding region runs from base 1 to 1497 and encodes 498 amino acids. The record is from RefSeq and is a predicted model, not a curated record. Lineage: Eukaryota; Fungi; Ascomycota; Saccharomycetes; Saccharomycetales; Saccharomycetaceae. Gene Ontology annotation, biological process: transmembrane transport. Gene Ontology annotation, molecular function: myo-inositol:proton symporter activity. Gene Ontology annotation, cellular component: membrane.
AUGACGAACAAUAUCGAUCGUGCACGUGGCUCAGAACGGUUUGCUAGCAGUCUCUCUGUGAGUACAUUAGAUGAUAUAGAUAAUCUGCCCCUUGCCCUUAAUGCAAAGACUAUUAUAAAACUGAUUGCUGUGACAACAUGUAGUCUGUUGUAUGGGUAUCACACUAGUAUUGUUACAGGUAUAUUGCUGGUUUUGAAGCCUGAAGACAUCAAUGCAUCUGAAAUAACUACCCUACAUAAGGAAGUUAUAACAACUGCUACUAAUAUUGGUGCUAUAUUUGGCUCAAUCGUGUCAUUUCCCAUGGCAGACACCCAUGGUAGACUGAAAACUUUACAUAUUUGUUCCUGGAUCUUCAUAGCAUCAUCUAUAGUUACUUCAUUGUCCUUCAGGUUGUGGAUCCUAGUGUUGGGAAGAUUCAUUAUAGGGGUUGCCAUUGGCAUAGGUUCGCAAUGUGUGCCAUUAUAUCUGAGUGAAGUCUCACCAGCCAAAAUUAGAGGUCUCGCAAUCACGAUAAAUUCUAUGUGUAUUACCAUGGGACAACUUCUAGCUUACUUAUUCGUCGUUCCAUUUAUAAAUACAGCAAAUUCGUGGAGAUUUCUCGUAUUUCUAGCUAUAUUGCCAGCUAUUUUAUUUAUAUGGUCAAAGGACAAAUUUCCUGAAUCACCAAGAUGGUUAGCACUAACUUCAGAUCCUGAGAGGGCAAGGCUGUCAAUUGAACGGAUAUAUCCCAUGGCAACAAGGAGACAGGUCAAUUUAAAACUUAAUGGACUAAUGUUAGAUUCUAAUCAGAUUGACCGUCAAUCUGGCUCAUAUUCGUCAAUCGCAUCACAAGCAUUCAAAUCGAACAAGAAAUUAGACCCAACUUCUAAGAAGGCUUUGAUAAUAGGAUGUAUAUUAAUGGUUUAUCAACAAACUUCUGGAUUUAAUGCCUUCAUUUAUUACGCGCCUCUUAUUUUCCAAGAUUUGAAUGUACUCAAUCCAAUGCUACCAUCAAUAGUGGUUGCAGCCACAAAUGUUGUAUUUACAGCAACAGCUUUGUACACCGUUGACAAGUUCGGCAAAAGAAUCGUGCUAUUAGUGACGUUAUGGAUCGUAAUUAUUGGAUUAUUGUUAUUUAGUUAUGGCUUCAAGACAAAUAAUGCCUCUCUACUAAUUAUAUCUCUGAUUAUUUACGUUGCUGGUUACGCAAGUGGAUUAGGGACAAUCCCAUGGUCUUCCGUAGAAUUUUUACCAACACAUUUGAGAUCUCUAGGCUCUUCAUAUAUCUCUUGUUCCAAUUGGGUGUCAAAUUCGUUGAUUUCGAUGACCUAUUUGUCUCUGAUGAAAAUAUGCGGCAAUGAAGCAAUGAUGGUUGGUUUUGCAACAGUAAUGUUCUCUUGCUGGUUUUUUACAUUCUUCUGGUAUCCUGAGGUGAAAGGGCUAUCGUUAGAGGAAAUCAAUAAAAUUUUUCAGAAUACAGGAGUGGAUGUCCAUUUUAUUUACAGGAACUACUAUUGA